Messenger RNA from Ricinus communis (castor bean), 1462 nucleotides. RefSeq names its product protein BPS1, chloroplastic. The record is from RefSeq and is a predicted model, not a curated record. The transcript has 2 exons. The coding region runs from base 214 to 1272 and encodes 352 amino acids. Lineage: Eukaryota; Viridiplantae; Streptophyta; Magnoliopsida; Malpighiales; Euphorbiaceae.
CUCUCUAUAUCCUUAUAAUCCGUUUCGAACACAGGUGUAUUCUUUUCGACUCUCUUUUCUCUCUCUCUUUUUUAGAUCUAGGUCUAGUAUUAUGGUUUGCUAGAAAAGCUUUUGGGUUUGAUUUUUUGUUUGUGACAAUCUGUGACGGCUUUUUGUUUAUCUUCGAGUAAUCGCUAAUUAAUCCAAAGAUCUAACCCUUAGUAAUUAGUCAGGAUGAGCACACCCCAGGAGCCACACCGCCCUUUCUUUUCAUUUGGAAAUCCUUUCCGGAUGAUGUCACCAAAGGGCUCUCAGUUGACCCCUAGGCUUCUCUCUUUGUUGAAUGCUUUCGAAGAGACCUUGGUGGAGAGGUUGAAGAAACUUAUCCCAAAGGACAAGGAUGAUGUUCUUAGCUUAACAUGGAUGAAAUCUGCAAUGGAGUCACUUUGUGAGACUCACACUGACAUAAAGACCCUGAUUACUGAUCUUGAGCUCCCUGUAGCAAACUGGGAUGAGAAAUGGAUAGAUGUGUACCUGGACAUCAGUGUGAAGUUGCUUGACAUCUGCAUUGCCUUUAGCUCUGAGCUUUCCAGGCUUAAUCAAGGUCAUCUCUUGCUUCAAUGUGUCCUUCAUAACUUGGAGUCCAACACUUCAAAGCAAUUUGUGCGGGCCUCUGCUUCCCUCGAUAGUUGGAGGCAACACAUCAGUUCAAAGAAUCAAAGAGUCGAGAACUGUCGCUCCAUUUUGGAAAAUCUUAGGGGAUCAUUGAAUUUGCCGAAGGUUAAGAACUCUGCUAAAGGAAAGGUCUUGAUGCGCGCAAUGUAUGGUGUUAAGGUGCAGACAGUAUUUCUAUGUAGUGUCUUUGCUGCAGCCUUCUCAAAUUCUUCAAAGAAUUUGUUAGUUUUGGAUGUCUCUGACACAAUCAAGUGGGCGCAAGCAUUUUCUGAUUUGCAGACGAAUCUCAAUGUGGAAAUUAGAGAGAAAUUUUGCCAUGGGAAGUUUACAGUUCUGAAAGAAUUGGAUGCAGUUGAUUCAAUUGUGAAGAAGUUGUAUCCUAUGAUUCAAGAUGGGGUGGGACCUGUUGAAGUGGAAGCAUUUGAAAAUUCUGUUUCAGAUUUGAGAAAAGGAUCAGAGAAGCUUUCUCAAGGAUUGGAUCUUCUUGCAAAGCAAGUGGACGGCUUUUUCAAGAUAGUUUUGAGUGGGCGUGAUGCUCUACUUUGUAAAUUGAGGGAAUCUGGUGCAGUCAAUGACACAACCUUAGGGACUAACGUAGGAGAACAGCUUGUAAGAUGAAUACAUUUAGAGCUAACUGUUUUUAUGUAUACAAAUGGUUUAGGUGUGAGAUGUUUCCUUAGUUGUACUAUCAUGUAUGGCUUAUCAUAUUAUAUGUGGUGUGAGGUAUUCUGUGGUGUUUUGAAACUGGUUUGUAAAAGUAUAUGUUGCAAUGAAAUGUUAAGGAUACAUGGAACGCUUUCUAUUGUUA